This is a messenger RNA of Spirodela intermedia, 2330 nucleotides long. The record is from the annotation of a GenBank genome assembly. Lineage: Eukaryota; Viridiplantae; Streptophyta; Magnoliopsida; Alismatales; Araceae.
AUGAGCCAGACCUCACACGGGAGCGACAGUUCCAGCAGGAUUGUUCAGAAUGAUCAUGUCGAGUCUUCAUCAGUUGAUGAAGAAAGCUCUGAAGUGCCUGCUUCGGGAACACGGCCAAUGAAGAAGGGCCCCUGGACGGCUGCAGAGGAUGCAGUUCUGAAAGACUACGUCAAGAAGCAUGGGAGAGGAAACUGGAAUGCUGUUCAAAAGAAAACGAGACUAGCAAGGUGCGGCAAAAGCUGCCGGCUGAGAUGGUCCAAUCAUCUGAGGGCCAAUCUGAAGAAAGGUGCGUUUACCCCAGAAGAAGAGCGGACGAUCAUCAGGCUCCAAUCUAAAUUGGGCAACAAAUGGGCCAAGAUUUCUGAACAUGUAUGUGCCUUCUCCUCUUUGCAUCUUUCAUGCUAAUUUCUUAUCUUUGAAGCAUAAUAUUUCUUUGAAAAAAAAAUUAAAAUUGAUAAUCCCGCUGCCUGUGAAAUCUACUAAUAGCGCAUUUCUUAAUUGCCUUGUGAGUUCAAUGUUUGCUUCUGUUUUCUUCACCAUCUGCAAUGUACAAUCCGAGCAUCAACAGUGUUUUAUGCAAUCUUUUUCAUUGUGACAACAGUGGUUCUUAUCAUCCAUCUCAGAUCAGAGGUACAUCGAUGAAUCUAGAGGACAUCCGUCAUGAAUAUCACUCAUUCACCAAUAAUCUUUCUUUUUUUUAAUUCCCGUUCAUUUUUACGAUAUCAUAAAGAAUGAUUUGAACAAAAGCUCUCUGCUCUAGUAUAACAUUUUUUAUCUGAAAAUUUCGACUUUAUCUAUUUUUCUUUCUAAUUAUUGCAUGUAUGGUGAUCAUGAUCUCAACGUUGAUAUCUGGCUAGUUGACCUUUGUAGAUCAUAUCACCUGUCGGAUGCAUAUUCAUAGGGUCCAAAAAAUUCCCUUCUCCCUGGAAUGAAGAACGGGUCAAUGAUGAUAGAUAAUAUCGGUGUUCAAUCGACUUUCUUGAUGAUACUAGAUAUCAUUUUCUUUUGCGAGAUAUAAUCUCACAUUAUUCCGACAGACCAUGGAAAAGGAAGUUCAUGUGCAUGAUCAAAGGUUCCCUAUAAAGAAACCGAUCUGGGUUGAUGUUUGCAGCAGAGAUUUAGAUGAACUCCCGUCUGUUAGUGAAAUUGUCUGUCAUCUCGCACACAACAGCCUUUUCACGCCCUGGCUUCUUCUCCAGCUAGAAGGGCGGACUGAUAAUGAGAUCAAGAACUACUGGAACACGCGGAUAAAGAGGUGCCAUCGGACCGGUGCACCCCUCUACCCUCCAGAUGUUGUUCCCCAGGGCACCGCUGACAACCCGAAUGGCGGGAAAGACGACCGAGCCCAACCUGUCAGGAGGCAGAGCAACGAGGACGUGGAGUCAACGGGGUCGGAUAUUCCUCCCGUGUUUUUCGAAAACUUAAGACGCCGUUCUCAUCCCUUCCACUUUCAGUCCCUCUUCAGCAUCCCUUUAGCCGACCUGCUGGGUAAAAGCCCGGGCUCAUAUGGCUUCAACAUCCCUCGGCCGCCAUCGGACUGCCCCAGGCCGUUUCCAGCGCCGGAGACCACCAGCACUGGAAUGCCCAGCUGCAGCCAGCUCUUGCCUUCGCCGAGGAUUGACUUGCCUAUGGGCGUUAACAUUCCAUACGAUCCUGAACCUCCAGACGGCUACUUCCCUGCCUCUCAAGCUCCUCCGGAGGCUAUGAAGCCGGAGCUCCCUUCACUCCAAUAUUCCGUCCUUGAUCUGGGCGACUCCCUCGACUGCUCUCCUCCGCCGCCUACCCAUGUGGCAACGAACACGUGCUUUGAAUCUCCUCUGGAAGCCCGGGAUCAGAUCAUACCGGACCAUUAUUUUCCUCCCCGGAACGAUGGCCUACUGGAAUCAGUGGUCUAUGAGGCUCGCGCGUUGGCCACGGCGCGGUACAGGUCAACGGAGUUGAUCUCAGAGACUCCGGCGGCGGCCACUACAGAUGCUCCAAUUCAGCAUACAGCUUGCCCCAACUUGGGCGCCCCCUAUUCCGUUCUGGGUCAUUCCGCUCCUCCGGCGCCUGAUCUUCACAAGACUCCGGCGGCGGCCACUACAGAUGCUCCAAUUCAACAUACAGCUUGCCCCAACUUGGGCGCCCCCUAUUCCGUGCUGGGUCAUUCCGCUCCUCCUGCGCCUGAUCGCCACAAGACUCCGGCGGCGGCCACUACAGAUGCUCCAAUUCAACAUACAGCUUGCUCUAACUUGGGCGCCCCCUAUUCCUUGCUGGGUCAUUCCGCUCCUCCGGCGAUGGCAUCGACCGGUGAGUUGACUUCUGCACUUCAUUCAUGCCGAGGAUUUUGA